CUCUCUUCUCGCGCCCAUCCAUCCAUGGAGAAGACAAGGCUCUCGCUCUCACCUCGUUAGGUGCCGCGUCGCUCUUCCUUAACUACUCCCCCCCCCCCCCCCCCCCCCCCCGAUUCUCCCGCCUCCGCCGCGCGCCGCCAUCCAUCCUCCUCUCCGGCGACCUCAUCCGUCUGCAUGCUACGCGGGAACGACACCGGCAGCGACCUGGCCGAGCUGCUCUGGGACAACGGCGCCCCGGCGCCGCUCAGGCCGCCUCCGCCUCCGCCCUUCCAGCCCUUCACCUGCAGCGCCGCCGCCACCACGUCGCCGCCGGCGCACGACUACCUCUUCAUCAAGAAUCUCAUGCGGGGCGGCGGCGCCGCCAACCACCACCACCACGAUGACGAUGACGACGACGACGACGACGUGCCGUGGUUGCAUUACCACCCUGUCGUGGACGACGACGACGACGCCGACGCUGACACGGCGCCGCUGCCUCCCGACUACUGCGCCGCCUUGCUCUCCGGCCUCUCCGACCACCUCCCGCCGCCCGCCGCUGCGGCGAGCAGGGUGGACCCCGACCCCUGCUCCUCCUCCCACGGCGCCGUCGUCCCGUCCACGUCCGCCGCCGCCGCCAAGCAGGCUCGCACGAGCGGCGGCGGCGGCGGCGGCGUCAUGAACUUCACCUUCUUCUCGAGGCCUCUGCAGCAGCGCCCCUCCGGCGGCGAGACCGCGUCGGCGUCGGCGUCGGCGGCGGCCACCUCGACCGUCCCCGUCGAGUCGACGGUGGUGCAGGCGGCGACGAACCGGCUGAGAAGCACCCCGCUCUUCUCCGACCAGAGGAUGGCAUGGCUGCACCCGCCCAAGCCGUCGCCACGCGCCGCCGCACCGCCGCCGCCGCCGCCUCUGGCCCCUACCACUCGGCACCGACUCGACACCGCCGCCGCGACGGCGACGGUGGCGCAGAGGUUGCCGCCGUCCGAGGCAAGAGCUCCCGACGCGCCCCCGCCUGCCGCGACCGCGACGGCGACGACCUCGUCCGUCUGCUCCGGCAACGGCGACCGGAGACAGCUCAAUUGGAGGGACAGCCACAACAACCAGUCCGCCGAGUGGUCGGCCAGUCAAGACGAGCUGGACCUCGACGACGAGCUCGCAGGCGUCCACCGGAGGUCGGCGGCGAGGAGCUCCAAGCGCAGCCGCACCGCCGAAGUCCACAACCUGUCAGAGCGGGUAAGCACACACACCAUGCACCAUCCACAACACCCGCGUCGUGUCAUGACGUCAUCUCAUCUCGCCAUUGAAUUGCUUUCGAGCUCGCAGAGGAGAAGAGACCGGAUCAACGAGAAGAUGCGGGCGCUGCAAGAGCUCAUCCCAAACUGCAACAAGAUUGACAAGGCGUCGAUGCUGGAGGAAGCCAUCGAGUACCUCAAGACGCUGCAGCUGCAGGUGCAGAUGAUGUCGAUGGGGACGGGGAUGUUCGUGCCGCCGAUGAUGCUGCCGGCGGCGGCGGCGGCAAUGCAGCACCACCACAUGCAGAUGCAGCAGAUGGCCGGGCCAAUGGCGGCGGCGGCGCAUUUCCCCCACCUCGGCGCCGCCGCCGCCAUGGGGCUCGCCGGCUUCGGCAUGCCCGCCGCCGCGCAGUUCCCUUGCCCGAUGUUCCCCGCCGCGCCGCCGAUGUCCAUGUUCGCGCCGCCGCCGCCGCCGCCGCCGUUCCCUCACGCGGCCGCCACCGCCGUCGAGCAGACGCCGUCUCCGCCGGGAGCAGCAGACGCCGGCAACGCCCCCGCCGUGAAGCAGGCGUGACGGCCAUCACAUCUCUGCAUUUGCAAUCGCCAAUUCGCCAUUGCGGUGGCCUCGCCUAGCUUAGCUAGCUUUGAUCUGAACAAUUUUCAGUCUCACCUAGCUUGCUGUAGCAGAAACGUUCCAACUUUGUUCUAGCUGUAGCUUUGUAGUUGUAAAAUUGAGGAAAAUUUAUGUAGAUGAGCUACUGAAGUAGUAGUUCUUUUUUUGUUCGGAAUUUGUUCUGUCCAUCGAAAAUUCGUCGCAGAGUGUUCAUCCUUUUCUAAAUCAAGAUCAAAACAGACCACCACACAAGGAGUAAUUCUGCACAGUGAACUGCGUCAGAGGAUAAGCCGAAGCACAGUGACUGCUGUUGCUGCUGGAGACGAUCAAAUUCAGACCAUUGUCUCCCGUUCUCACUCUCACCUGAAAAAGUCUAUUUUCUCAGUCACAAAAUAUAACAACAUGUAUUACUCGAUUAUAUAUCGCCUUUCUACUCGACA
Messenger RNA from Oryza sativa Japonica Group (Japanese rice), 2261 nucleotides. The record is from RefSeq and is a predicted model, not a curated record. Lineage: Eukaryota; Viridiplantae; Streptophyta; Magnoliopsida; Poales; Poaceae.